GGAGGGCGGUGCCUCAAUCAGCAUCUCGACUUCUGCUGCAACAAUAAAAACUGCCAGCCAGCGCUCCUCCUGCUCAUUUGAGACACUGGCCCUGCAGAGCGAGAAGGAGGCAGCACACUGAUCCACAGAUACAGCAGUGCAGAGCGUCUCUCAGAAGAAACCGCAGAACAUACCCAGCACGAUGAACUCUUUACUCACACUGGCUGCAUUGCUGGCUGUGCUGCCUGCCAUCUACAGCCAGAUCAUUGCAUGCAAGACGGAGGACAAUAAGCUGAGGAUUGACUGCACAUACGACGCUCUAACAAUGUCGCCCGUCAACUACGAGUUCUCCUUUUCCAAAAUGGGCAGGGAAACCAUCAUCAUCACAAACAUGACCUCGCAGUACGACCCCAAGAACAAGUUCAGCGCCUCCGUGAAGCACAUGCCUCCGAACAGCUACCGCAUGGAGAUGGCCAACUUCCAACUGAAUGAGUCCACCACCUUCGCCUGCAAAGCCAAGAACACCAACAACCUGAACAUCUUGGUGGAAAAGGGAAAGCUGCCGACGUGCUCUGCAUACAGCCUGCUCCUCCACAGCUCCCCCUGGCUGCUAUUGGCUCUCCUCUCCCUGCAGCUGCUGCAGUGGGGGGGCCCGGCUUUCAUCUGAGUAGCAAACAUGGAAUCAACAGAAAAGAAAACACCUUCCAUGAAACAAACAAGCAAACUAAGGGAACAUGCAUGACAGCAUUUCCACUGUGGGGUCCAUGGUCCUUUUUUUCUCUGUGUCUCUUUUUUCAUGUUAAUUAAUUAAUCAAUUGUGAAGGAAUGGCUACGCUGAUGUCCCAGUCUGUCAAGGAAAAUAGUUAAUACUUCUAAUGCUAAUACUACUUUUUUUUAUAUAUAUAUAUAUAUAUAUAUAUAUAUAUAUAUAUAUAUAUAUAUAUAUAUAUAUAUAUAUAUAUAUAUAUAUAUAUAUAUAUAUAUAUAUAUAUAUAUUUUACCUAUAAUUAUGCAGAGGGUGAAGAAAAGACACUCAUAUCUUCCACUUUCAGAUACAUCUGUAAAAUACCUAUAAUGGCACUCUAAUAAGAGAGGAAGGAGAGAGACAUGUGGCUUUGUUAGAAGGAGCAGACAGCUUGAGGUGAGGUACAGGACACACAAGCUAUGUUAACUUGAAAAAUAGACAUCUCAGGUGAAUAAAGGGCAUGUUUCGCGUGAAGCAAGGCUCUUCAAUGGAUUAAAACAAUUACCUAUUAAAAAUAGAGUUUUAAUUCGAGGCUUAAACAUGUGACACUCUGAUACAAGGAGGUUUAGGAAAAAAAAAACGAGGUUUAGUGGCUGGUAUCACAGGCCGACAGUUAGGUCGUGCUGGACCUUUGCAAGCUAGGCAGAACCUGCAGGUCUGUGAAUCCUGUUACAUACAUCCCUGUACUGCUACAGAAGGGUACAUAGAGUUAACACAGAGGAACUAAGGACAUUUCUGAAGGACACUAAUCAAUUUAAAAAGAAUAUCAUUAUAACUAGGAGAGCACGAAUGUGGUCCUUCAUCAGCGCUCUUCGAGCAAUUAUGGAGGUAAAGGAACAGGAAUUAAAUAUGACCUCAAGUUCAGAGCCUGAUGCGUUUCAGAAAAGUGUGUCCAGUCAAUAACCUAACAGUUAGAGGCCAGGGUUUCACUGAGCAAAGGGCUUGCAUUCACAGCCAUUCGAAGCAACAGCCUCACGUUUGAAAAAGAUUACAUUCCUGUCUAGAACGUUUCUUCUGCAUAAAGAGCACCCUCUUUUCCUUGACAGACCUCAAUAUGCUUAAGCUGCACGGAACAAAUGCUACUUCAAGGGGUUUAAUGCUCAGGUAUAUUUCUGUGUAUUUACAAAACAUUAUUUCUUAUACACCUCUUGUAAUUCAGUCAUCAUCUACUACUACUACUAAUAAUAAUAAUAAUAAUAAUAAUAAUAAUAAUAAUAAUAAUAAUAAUAAUAAUACUAUUGUGUUUGCAGAAGCUUACAAUUGAGUAAUAUUGUGAAACAUCUUUAAUAAAGCGAUCGUUUAAAUGUU
Polyodon spathula (Mississippi paddlefish) is the source of this 2032-nucleotide messenger RNA. Its product is annotated as thy-1 membrane glycoprotein-like. The coding region runs from base 182 to 646 and encodes 154 amino acids. The transcript has 4 exons. The record is from RefSeq and is a predicted model, not a curated record. Lineage: Eukaryota; Metazoa; Chordata; Actinopteri; Acipenseriformes; Polyodontidae.